AUGAUUCGUCAACGAACUCGAUCGGGAAUGAGUGAAUCGGAUUCGUUGACAUGUUCUGCUGGUUCUGAUUCUGCGGAUCCAUUUAGCGCUCUUCUCGCCUCUUGUAAUGGAGGAUUCCGAGGAAUGAACCUACAACCAUAUUCUAAUGGUAUGUGUACACUGGGUCAGACAGAGCAAUUAGAAAUUACCCAAAGUCAAUCUGCUCUUCAGGAUCAGAAUAUAAAAUGUGGAAUUUGUGAUGAGAUGUAUAGAGAACCUAAAGUACUUGCUUGUUUUCAUUCAUUUUGCAAACCGUGUCUUGAAUUAAAGGUUAGCGAAAGACUUGAUAACAUUUUAUGUCCAACUUGCGGGCAAGAGACACAAAUAUCACCAAGUCUUGGAGUUGAUGGCCUUUUAACUGAUUUUGGAGCUUUGAAUGUUGCUGAGCAAUAUCGUCGUAUGAAUGGAACAAAUAAUGAACUUUUCAUGUUUGGAUCACCAUCAAGUACAUCUUCCUCACCUCCGCUUUCUGAUUCUCCAGGUGAUCAAGGAUUUUCAAUACCUCAAUCUGUAUUAUGUAAUGGUUGUAAAAGCGGUGAAAAAGCAUCAGCAUUCUGUAAAGAUUGUAUCAAUUUUCUUUGUACUGCAUGCACACAAGCUCACCAAUAUAUGCACAUUUUUAAUGGACAUCGUGUUGAGGAGAUUGGUACAUCAAAGUCAACCUCACCAACUGGAUUUGAACAAAUUAAUCAAUGCAGAUGUUUAGAACAUAAACAGCAACUUUUGUUACUUUUUUGUUUGACAUGUAAUUUAGCUAUUUGUCAUGACUGUACAAUUGAUCAUCCUCAACCUCAUCAUGAUGUACAGACGAUUGAAAAUGUUGCUACUAAUCAAAUUGAAUCAAUGGAAGAUUUGAUUCUUCGUGCUCGUGCUAAACAACAAGAGGUACAUAAAAUGUUUGUUAUAACUGAUACAAAUCAAAAUAAACUUAGUGACUCAUUUCAAAAAGCACAAAAUAUUAUUAAUGAGAAUGCUUGCAAGAUAAUGCAAUUAGUACAGGAGAUACGUAAUGUUGUUCUUACUGAUUUGGAAAAUGCAUUUUCAUACAAACAAUUGCAAUUAACAUUAGUUGAUAAAGAAAAUCAAAAGAUGGUUCGUAAGAUUGCUCAGACAAUUGAUUUUACGAGGCGAUUGUUAAAAAAUUGUUCACCAGCCCAGAUUAUGGUUUUCAAACCUUUACUAGAUACAAGAUUACAAGGAUUCUUAAACUUUAAUAGUGAUUCAAAUAAUGUUCUUCAAACAGCUUGUGAAAUUGAUUACAACCCUCUUAGUUUGUCAAAUGCUCGUCAAGCAGUAAUAAAUUUAAUGGGAUCAAUUCAUGUACCAAGUGAUUGGAGUACACCUGUUGUCCAAAAUAACAAUUCUUCAUCUGUUUCAAAUAAUCCAAUACCCCAACAGGCAUCUUCUACACCAAUUACAGCUGUAUUUAGACCGGGAAGUCGAAAUGUUCGUUCACCAAAUAAUGGAAUGAUUACAAUGAAUGGAUAUGGUAAUUCAAAUUUACCUAAUGGACGUAAUGAAUUUGGAUCAAGUAAUUCAUUGGCUGGAUACAAUGAAUUAGGACCAGCUUCACUUCCUACAUUAAAUUCUAGUUUUUUGAAUAGUAACAAUCAUCAAUAUAACAAUUUUCCUUCAUCAUUUCCAUAUGAAAAAUGGUCAACUAAUAUUGAUUCUAUUAUGCCAUCAGUUGAUCAAUCUGAUUUUGAUGCUGGCAUCAAUACACCACAUGAAAUGGCUAUAUUAGGACAUGCUUCAUGUAAUUCACCAUCAUUUCCACCACGUUCACAGGUUAAGAGACUUAAAAUGUCAUACCAUUGUAAAUUUGGAGAAUUUGGUGUAAUGGAAGGACAAUUUACUGAACCAUCAGGAGUUGCUGUUAAUGGACAAAAUCAGAUUAUUGUUGCUGAUACAAAUAAUCAUCGUAUUCAAGUAUUUGAUAAAGAUGGAGUAUUUAAGUUUCAAUUUGGUGAAUGUGGUAAACGUGAUGGUCAAUUAUUAUAUCCAAAUAGGGUUGCUGUUAAUCGGAUAACUGGUGAUUUUAUUGUAACAGAACGUUCUCCAACACAUCAAAUUCAAAUUUAUAAUCAAUCAGGACAAUUUUUAAGAAAAUUUGGUGCUAAUAUACUCCAACAUCCAAGAGGAGUUUGUGUUGAUAGUGCAGGAAGAAUUAUUGUCGUUGAAUGUAAAGUUAUGCGUGUUAUUAUUUUUGAUAUGUAUGGAAACAUUCUUCAUAAAUUUUCUUGUUCACGUUAUCUUGAAUUUCCCAAUGGUGUCUGUGCAACAGACAGUGGGGAAAUUAUGAUAAGUGAUAAUCGUGCACACUGUAUAAAAGUGUUCAAUUAUGAAGGAACAUACCUUCGUCAAAUAGGUGGUGAAGGUAUUACAAACUAUCCUAUUGGUGUUGGUAUUAACAGUAAUGGAGAAGUUAUUGUUGCCGAUAAUCAUAAUAACUUUAAUUUAACCGUUUUUACAAGGGAAGGAAAGUUACUUCAUGCUCUUGAGAGUAAAGUUAAACAUGCUCAAUGUUUUGAUGUAGCACUUGUUGAAGACGGUUCUGUUGUUUUGGCCAGCAAGGAUUAUCGUCUCUACUUGUAUCGUUACCAACAAUGCGGAACCAACAUUUAA
Strongyloides ratti is the source of this 2664-nucleotide messenger RNA. Its product is annotated as Brain tumor protein. Lineage: Eukaryota; Metazoa; Nematoda; Chromadorea; Rhabditida; Strongyloididae. The record is from RefSeq and is a predicted model, not a curated record. Bases 1 to 2664 code for a protein of 887 amino acids. The transcript is spliced from 5 exons. Gene Ontology annotation, molecular function: protein binding; mRNA 3'-UTR binding; zinc ion binding. Gene Ontology annotation, biological process: negative regulation of translation.